This is a messenger RNA of Pseudophryne corroboree (corroboree frog), 5982 nucleotides long. It is a transcript of the gene PARP4, whose product is annotated as poly(ADP-ribose) polymerase family member 4. Gene Ontology annotation, cellular component: cytoplasm. The transcript is spliced from 45 exons. Gene Ontology annotation, molecular function: NAD+ poly-ADP-ribosyltransferase activity. The record is from RefSeq and is a predicted model, not a curated record. NCBI's taxonomy places the organism in Eukaryota, Metazoa, Chordata, Amphibia, Anura, Myobatrachidae. The coding region runs from base 272 to 5812 and encodes 1846 amino acids.
CUUUAGUAAUUAGGUGGCGAGCCACCGUGCCCGAAGCGUGGCGAGCAAAGUGAGCCCGCGAGGGUACUUUUCGGGUACCUUGUUCGGCCGUAGCUCCUCCCCCUGGUGACGGGUCUCCUCCCCUAGGUACGUCAGAAGGUCCCUUCUCCCACUCCGAUAUAGAAUCAACCGUGCACUCAGCUGCAGUACUGUACAGAAGUUACAGUAUAUCUCUGUGUACACUCACAUGCCGGCUUUCCUCUACUGAGACCACCAGGCACGCAGCAGCAGGAUGGGUGUGGGAGUCUUUUCCGACUUUGUAUUUUUCCUCAAAGUGAGCUCCUUGCCAUCUAAAGAAAAAUCAAAACUGAAGAGGAGCAUCAUAUCAAAUGGAGGAACUGUUACCUUUGUGUUGAAUGAAAAGUGCACGCACGCUGUGGUGAUUAAUACUGCUAAGCUAAACAGCACCCAGCAGAAGAAGAUUCAGAAGUACUGCAUCUUAGUAGUAAGCCCUGACUUUAUAUGGAAACUGCUUCAGGAGACCCCACAUACUAAGGUGGAUUGGCAGGAAACCCACAAACAAUCUGAUGUCAUCCUGGAUAAAGUGAAACAUGAUAAGAAAAGUAGAUUUCUUUCCAAAAUAAUGGAUGAAAACAAGGAAAACAAACCUGAAAGGAAUAUUGAAGAUGACGAGGAGUUUGAAGAUGAUGAAAAUGAAACCAACCUUCCAGAGGACACAGAAGUGGCAAAAUACAGCUUUUUUGAAAAGGAUGAAGAGGUGGCAUUUGUAGAACUCCUCUGUUUUAAUGAAAGUUCUUCCUUUCGAUUCAAAGUAUGUACUACACGCGGUCAGCCUGACACAGCGCAGAAGGAAAUAGCAUUUAACUUAGUAGACACAGCAGAGGGUGCUUGUGAGAAAUAUGAGCUACGUAUAAAUGAUCUGAAGAAUAAAGGAUUUGUGCAAGUCCAAAAGGUCCCACCGCAAGCCGAGCCCUUUGCCUCAGGAGCGCUACAGAAGGUGCUGAUUGGAGAAGCCAUAAGUGUUACAGAAUUAACCCCGGAGGUGGCUUUCUUUGUGGAGUCUCUCUGGACAGAAGCUCUUGGACAUUUGGGUUCUGUUCUUUCCUGCCCUGUGGAAAACAUCAGCCUCAACGAUGUGAGUAAGGCAGAAGGAAUUCUGCAACAAGUGCGAAAUGCGUUGACCAAGGGAGACAGACAAGAAGACAUUGCUGAAAUGAUGCUGGAGUUUUAUCGAUGCAUUCCUCACAAUGAAAAGAUGCUGACAAACAUUGACAAAAAGUUUUUGAUGGCUAAACAGGACUUGUGCCAGCUAAUUAGAGACAUGGUGAAUGUUUGCGAGACAAGCUUCCCGAGAAGAAUAAUAAGCACUACUGCCACUGCCAGGUAUCAGGCACUCGGAUGCCGGGUAGAACACGUUGACCCAAACACGGAGGAGUUUCGUCGGGUUAAACAGGACAUUCUGGAUAAUAACCGCAGCAAUGAUACGUUUAAAAUCUUGAGCGUGUUCCGCAUCGGGAGACUAAAUGAAGCCAUUCAUUUUAAGAGUGACCUGGGCAAUGUGAAGUCCUUGCUACAUGCCUCAUCCCCAUGCAACUUUGUUGGGAUCCUAUCACGUGGGUUAAUGUUGCCAAAAAUUAUUGUAGAAGAAUGUGGUUUGCAGAGGACUGAUAUUGGAAACCUUGGAAGCGGCAUUUAUUUCAGCGACUCAAUAAGCACAAGUGUAAAAUACGCAAAGCCCAGUGACAUGAUUGGAGCACGGCUCAUGGUGCUAAGUGAUGUGGCCUUAGGUAAUAUCAAACCUAUCUAUAAGAGAGAUUACACUAUCACUGAACCACCCCAUGGCUUUGACAGUGUACAUGGUGUCCGACUUGAGGACUCGAUAAAAUCAGAUUUUAUAGACGAUGAGUUUGUGGUGUAUAAUGCAAAUCAAGUAAAAAUGAGAUACAUUGUUCAGUUUUGCAAUAGCAAUGACAAUCUAAGAUCACCGAUGGAAUCUAUAAUUACUCAGCCUGAGGAUAUCCAAGAGGAUAAUGGGAGAACAUCAGAGCCAUCAGAUGACAUUUCAUUGGAUGAUCUACCCGAAGAAGAGAUCAAGAAAGGUGGUCUACAGAGCAUUGGUGGGGAGCAAAUUCCAUUAGAGAGCAUUCACGUCAAAGCUCGAUUAAUGGACCUUGCAGCUCAGGUGGUGAUAUUCCAGACUUAUAAGAAUGAGUCCACCUUCCCCAUUGAAGCAAAAUAUGUUUUCCCGUUGGACAGCACAGCAGCUGUAUGUGGGUUUGAGGCAUUUAUCAAUGGGAAACACAUUAUAGGAGAGGUUAAAGAGAAACGUCAGGCACACCGCGAGUACAGGGCUGCUAUCAGCGAAUGUCAUGGAGCUUAUCUUAUGGAUCAAGACGCACCAGAUGUCUUCACAGUGAGUGUUGGAAAUUUGCCACCCAAGUCAACUGUAGUGAUUAAAAUCAGCUACGUUGCUGAGCUGAAAUGGCAAUAUUAUAUUAAUUUCUCCAUUCCUGGGACUGUGGCUUCCUGGCAGCAAGAUAAAGCAUUAAAAGAAAAUACACAGGAUGAUGUAGCAAAAGUGGGCAUUGAAAGUGGCACAGCACCGGAAGGCUCUUUUCGCCUGGACAUGUCCAUUGAGAUGCCCCGAAAAAUAGAAAGUAUUACUUGUUGUACACACAAAAUAAAAAUAAAACAAACUGACUGCAAAGCUGUAGUCCAGACACUUGAGGCCAGUACUUUAAAAGAGGAAGGGUUUUCUUUGGAUUUAUUUUUGGAAGAAUCUUGUCUGCCAAGAAUGUGGGUUGAAACCCAUCCAGAUGAAGACAGCGAGGCAUGUAUGCUGAUAUUUCAGCCUGAAUUUGAAAAUACGUAUCAGGAUGUGACUAUAACAAUAUGCCUGGAUUGUUCCAAUUCCAUGGAGUCCUGUUUCCGUGCUGCUAAACUGGUUGCGCUGCUUGCACUAAGCACUCUGUACUACAGCCCCAUCAACGUUAUCCUUUUUGGAUCAACUUAUAAAGAGUUUUAUUUCUGCCCAAAACGUCAAAGUGAAGAUGAGUCGGAGAUACAGAAGUUUAUCAAAAGUGCUAAACCCAACAUGGGCAGCACAGAGUUCUGGAAGCCUCUACAAUCCUUGUGUUUGCUCCGACCCUCCAAGCAACAUCAAAAAGUAAUCCUCAUCUCUGAUGGGCACCUCCAAAAUGAAAACCUCGUCUUUCAGCUCCUGAAGAAGAAUAAGGAGCAUAUUAGUUUAUUCACUUGUGGCGUAGGGGCUACAGCAAAUAAACACAUGCUGAGGCUGUUGGCGCAAUGUAGCGCUGGAGCCUAUGAUUUUUUUGCAGACAAAUCUAAGAGCAGUUGGAAAGAUCAGAUGGGAAAACAGGAGAACAGGCUGCGUUCGCCAGCAUGUACGGCUGUUUCAGUCAAGUGGAGGCAGUUUGGGAGAAAUCCACCUAAGCCGCUGCAAGCCCCAGCAAACAUACAGGCUGUGUUUGACAGAGAUAAUCUGUUUGUUUAUGGCUUCAUCCCUCAUUGCACUCAGGCCACCUUAAAGGCAUUAAUAGAAAAUAAAGAAAUUGAAAACAUGGUUUCAACCACUCCGCAGCAGAAGACAACUGGAACAAUACUCCACAAGCUCACAGCUAGAGCUCUAAUUAAAGAUUAUGAGGAUGGGAUACUGGCUGAGAAGGAAUAUGAGAAUGAGAUGGAAAAACAAGAGAUGAAGUCUUCUAUUAUUGCGCUCAGCAUUAAACACUCCAUUGUGACUCAAUUCACAAGCUUUGUUGCCAUAGAGAAACGGAGUGCAGAGGAAGACCUGAACAUUGAACCAAACGUUUUGGAAAUUAUCUCUGCAGAAGAUGUGGAUAUACUGCCGUACAUGGAUUGGACUGCUGGUGACUCUAAGAGAACUGCUGGUGCUGCCACUGAUAGGAAUUUAAAGGAGCAUUCGUUACACACUGAAAGUGAAGGUGACGAUGAGUCAGAGGAAUGUUUUUAUGAAGCUGUGGCUGACAUGGACACUUGGUUGGAUAAGGGCCCAUUAGAAUUGCUCGGGGCACCUGUCGAGGAACCAGAAGAUUUGAAUGGUUUUGGACUCUUUGAUUCAGCAGCAAAUAUCACUUCUCAGUCAGAUCUGUUUGCACGAAUUCGGACUGAUUCUACAUCCUUUUCUUCUCAAGUCUUUGGUUCAGCAACAGCAAAUACUCAUGUGCCGUCAUUUGGGGCAAGUCAUUCUACAUCCUUUGCCUCUCCAGUCAUGCGUUUACAAGCUGCUGGUGUUAGACGUUCAGACUGCUCAACAGCCAUCCCAUCAUAUCGGGGCUCAUUAGUCUUGUCUGGGGGACCUGCAGAGGAACAAAAAGGAUUUGGCGGAUCGACACUCUUUGGUUCUUUACAAACCAAAUCUGCAGCCUUUCCUUCUCCAGUCUUUGGUGUAGGAGCUCAGAGUGCUCCACCUGCGUCGCCUCUGGGUUCUCGUGUUCCACAUUUCAUCGGCUCAGCAGACCCCGAAUCACACCGGGGCUCAUUAGUCUUGUCUGGGGGACCUGCAGAGGAACCAAAAGGAUUUGGCGGGUCGGCACUCUUUGGUUCUAUACAAUUACAAACACAUUCUGCAGCCUUUCCUUCUCCAGUCUUUGGUGUAGGAGCUCAGAGUGCUCCACCUGCGUCGCCUCUGGGUUCUCGUGUUCCAUAUUUCAUCGGCUCAGCAGCCACCGAAUCACACCCGAGGACAUUAGACUUUCUCAGGGGACCUGGAGGUGCACCAAAAGCAUUUGGCAGUGUGGGACAAUCUUAUUCAUCUGCAGAUAUGCUUGGAAAACCAAAUUUUAAUGAAACUUUAAGUACAGAUGUCUGUGCUUCUCCACCUCCUCCAGCACCACUAAUCAACUUUGCACCACCAAGGACCCUUGCACGACGUCCUCCAUCACCACCAAGCACCCUUGCUGCACCUGCAGACUUCUCACAUAAGAGGACAAUCGACCGGUUCAGGAGACACAUGGAGGCACCCUCAGAAUUUGGCAGUUCAGUACUAUUUGGGUCAGCAGCAAAAAUAUCUGCAGAACCUGUGCAGCCCCUGUAUUACCCUUGUUCUCCAUCCUAUAAACCAACCUGCAGACUGGCAGAUGAUUCACCUGGAGUUCACCCAUCCUUAUCAUUGUCAUCACGACGGAUGGUCGUGCGUGGGGAGGAACUGCAAACACAAUCAAUGGCGUUCUAUUCACUUGAAAAUAACAUCUGUAUCCAGGAGAAACUUGACAAGCCACAGGACUUUCAGGUCAUUUCUGUUCUGCAGCCAUCAGGAUUUCAUCAGCUUCGACGGAAGAUGAAGAUGACGAAGAAGAAGGCAUAUAGAAUACCUGUGGCUCCUUCCUGGUCGUCACUGUCUUCCCUCCAGAGUCAGGAUGGAUUCUGGCGACUGACCCCAGAGCUUGGAGCUCUAUUGAACAUCAAUGUCGGCUACUUAUCUGAUGUUUUUCUCAUUAAAAAAGGCAUCUGCUCCCUGGGUUCAAGAGGAAUAGAUGAGAUUCAUAAGCUGAUCGCUACACUGCUAGUGCUGCAGACAAUCCGCAGGUACAACCUGCUGCGUGAUAUUACAUUUAAGAGUUUGAUGAAACUGGACCAGUCUUCCCAAACAAGCCUGUCGUAUCCAACUAUUAAAGUGGCCAUUGAAUGGGCUGUGAAGACUGACCGACAAUACCCGGGCAUCUGUUACCGACUUGGAUUGGGCAUAGACUGGGAUCAUGCAACUCUCCAGUUGUUGGGAAUGGAGCCACUAUCUCCUUCCUCUGAGCUUCACCCAGCUGUAUGCCAUUAGUUCUGGCUGUGAUCAUCUGGCUUAUUACUGCUUAUUACAUAUAACCAGAUUAGGUGAUGGGUGAUUACCUUUACACUGUGGUAAUAGUAAUUCCAUAAUCUCAUGGAUAAUAUUGAAGGUCGCAUAUACUGGUAAACAUACAUAUAUAAAAUAAUUUAAUAUACUUAAAA